CAUUCUGCACAGGCCAGGCUUCCAGAAGUUUCCCAGAAAAAACUAAUGUUGAAGUUGCGCAGCAGAGCUUAUGUUCAGCUCACAGCUCAGGGCUGGAACAAGAGAUUUUUCCACUGGAGAACUGGAAAAAAGUAGAUUUAAACUAUAAUGGCUGAAGCGAUACCACUGCGAGAAAAGAAGCAGAGAACUCUACCUCGGUCUGAUGGGUGUGGUCUGAAUAACUUUGACGCUCUGGAUUUAUCUGGAGGGCUGAGAAUAGUCCUGGUGGGAAAGACUGGGUCAGGGAAGAGUGCUACAGGAAACACCAUCCUAGGGAGAGCUGCCUUCAAAGAGGAUCCGAGCCCUGUGUCUGUGACCAAACACUGUGAGACGCAGAGUGGGGAAGUGGACGGGACUAUGGUCCAGGUGAUUGACACUCCAGGCCUGUUUGACACAGCCAUCACAGAGGAAGAAUUAAAGACCAGGAUAGAGGAAUGUGUCAAGAUGUCUGUCCCAGGGCCUCACGCCUUCCUCUUGGUGAUCAGACUUGGAGUAAGAUUCACUGAGGAGGAAAGAAAUGCUGUGAAGUGGAUCCAGGAUAACUUUGGAGAUGAUGCCUCUAUGUACACUAUCAUGCUUUUUACAUGUAAAGAUCAAGCAAAGGCUGACAAUGCUUUAAAGGAGUGCAAGGAGCUGCGGAGACUUUCUAUUACAUUUGGACGCAGAUAUCACGCCUUCAACAACAAUGACGCAGACGACCGCGUUCAGGUCUCAGAGCUGAUCACCAUGAUCAAGGAAAUGGUACAAGAUAACGGGGGGAAGCACUACACAAAUGAGAUGUAUGAGAAAGCCCAGAGGAAGCUGAGAGAGGAGGAGGAGCGUAAGAAACAGGAGGAGGAAGAGAAGAAAGAGGAGGAGAGGAAAAUGUGGGAUGCAGAGAGAGAAAAGCAAGAGAAAGAGCGGGAAAAGGAGAAAAAGGUUAAAAGGAAGAAUAUACGUGUGGCCUCAGCUGCAGCUAUUGUGUUGGUGUUAGCCGGGGUGGUGAUAGCCGUGGGUGCUGACAACACCGUGGCUCUGGCACUGGGAGCUCCGGCUCUAGUCCUGGGAGUGUUAUGUGGCUUAGCUGCCAUCAGCAUAUGGAAAGGAAUUACAUGCAAACCUAAGGCAAAUGUUCCUGUAUAACUAUUAGCAGAGGGCUAACGGCAAGGACAUGUUAUCCAUCCAUCUGCAACACUAAACAUAACAAUACUGUCAGUUCAGUAUAAGUAUUGAACACACAUGUUUUGGCCUUUUCUGCAUUGUUUCCAAAAAUGAUCAAGGUUUACUUCUUAUGUCUUUUCUUUUCCUCAAUUAUUGUUUGCAGUUGUUAAAUGCCUCCCUAUGUUUUCAGUCAUAUAGACACAACCCACAUCAUGAAUUAUACUUGAACAGUUAUUUUUUGGUUUCUGAAAAUCAAUAAAUAAUGUUUAUUGGUAUGUAAUGUUGUACAUCACAUACACUACCAGUCAAAAGUUUGGACUCACCUUCUCAUUUAAAUGGCAUGAGAUGGACCACAGAUGGCCAACAAGUGCUCAACAUCACUGGGAACUCCUUCAA
This is a messenger RNA of Sphaeramia orbicularis (orbiculate cardinalfish), 1575 nucleotides long. RefSeq names its product GTPase IMAP family member 7-like. The coding region runs from base 148 to 1161 and encodes 337 amino acids. The transcript has 3 exons. Gene Ontology annotation, molecular function: GTP binding. Lineage: Eukaryota; Metazoa; Chordata; Actinopteri; Kurtiformes; Apogonidae. The record is from RefSeq and is a predicted model, not a curated record.